Messenger RNA from Amoebophrya sp. A120, 3324 nucleotides. The record is from the annotation of a GenBank genome assembly. Lineage: Eukaryota; Dinophyceae; Syndiniales; Amoebophryaceae.
UGGAGUGCGGAGAAGUGGUGUCGCCUGGUUUGCCUAGUUUUCACCUACAUUUAUCGUGUGUGAAAUCUCCCCCGUCGCCACAGACUUCCUAAAACCAGACCGACAACAGCAGAAAAAUAUGUAGACCCGUCGGCCUUGUUCUUGUUGUGGCAGUAUUCCGCCCUUGCUGCGGUUGCUGUAUCAGGUCCGUGUUUUUGUCAAGGCUCCCUGUUCGUUUGUGUCACUUGCAUGUGCAGUCGUGUCUCAGCUGUGCUGACGACUUUUUCUUUACGGAACGUGUUUUGCUUUUGCUCUCCCUGGGCUCAACUGGCACCAAGUAGUUUUUUUCUCCUAGGUCUUAGGUGUCGGUAGGUAGCCACCGUCACGGGAUUAUUGUCGCCGCGUCCGUCUCACCUUCGAUCCGCGCGCCACUGUUCCUCCGCCCACGUGAGCUGCUCAAGAUCAAUCCGGAAGGGUUUAGGUUAGGUAUCACGGCUUAGGCCUUUAUCCAACUUUACCGAAAGUAAAUAAUGGAAUUAGAUAUCUCAACUUCGCCUCGCGGCAGUUAGAUCUCACAUGUAAAUCUGGCUGCAGAAAGAUGUCUUCUAUAAUCGAUACAACGCAACAAUACUUCAAUCGUGGCCACGUACUCACGCUGUCGGCCGCCAAAAGUUGCCAUGCGAUUAUUAAUGUGCGAAACUUAGACCUCUGGAUGCGUUUUGUAUAGUAUGUAAGAACCGUAGAAGUGUUUUCAUAAUGGGCUGGGCAUGUUUUCACACAGGAUAACGGGUGUGGUGUUCUCAUGACCAUUGCAAAAACUGUAAUGAUGGUGCACUACGACUGCCUGUUUGGACGUAAAGUGGCAGAGUGGACCGGGAAGAAUCUCUUUCACUCCAGCUUGUAUCAAUGUGAAAAGUUGAAUGCGCCGUCCGCAUUCCGUGUUCCCCAUGCGGAAAGGUGUUUCAUCCCAGUUUCGUUGUUCCUCAUGCAGAAACAGAGAUAUCGCUAUCCGCUCGAUUCAUCAAUUUCGGAUUUUUAUGUUUUGUCGCGGCUUGUCUGCCUGUGCUUGCCGUUCCCUGGAACCGAGGGUCUCGCGUUUGCGCCCACCGUCGAAAGAUCUCAUGCCGAGUUCGUUGCUUCUCGAAGGUUACGAGAAGUCGGAGGCUGAUCAGACGGAAUGCCGCCGGUCUUGUCUGAGCGCCCUUUCUGAUUAGCUGGUUGCUUUGCCUGAUUCUAUUUGUGAGGCCACUCGCCGCAAAAUGGGUGGCGCCCCGCCACACAAGAUGCUUUUGAGCUUUGUUGCUAAGCAGGGUCUACUUCCUCGUGGAAACCGCGAGUGGCCUGACAGUAUCUCGCUUACGUAAAAGGACGGACACGUGGCGACUUUUUAUGGUUGGUUGACGUGAGAAGCGUUAAGUUAACUUCUGAGACAGUGUGACUUACAGCGUGCCAUUCCCUGUUAGGGAAUCCAGCUGGUUUGUUUUUGGUCUUGAUUUGGCGAGGCGCCGACUUGGCAAUGAUGUACGAAUCUCUAGUUCCUCUGUGUAUACUUAAUCUCUUGCGUUGCCAUUAAAUGAGCAUUGUGCAGCUUGUCCUGUGGCUGAGCAACCUGCUUGUCCUGCAUCGGAGAUCGAUAUCCUAUGCUGAUUGUAAUAUCCAAUUUGGAACAACAUUUGUCUGCAAACGCAGGCUCCUUUCUGCGUCGGGGUUACUUUCUGUAUUUUCAGUAAGGAUACUCGUCUGCGGAAGUUUUGGCCGUGUCUUCUGUUCGUAAGCGAGGUGUUGUUUCUGUACGCCUUGUGCCUGUUAUCCUGUAUUAAAGUCGCAUAUCGUACUUGUACAUGUUCACAUUCUUCAAAAUGGGAAACAAGUGCAAAUGUCAGGAAGAAAUUUGUAAUAUGAUGAAAUGUUGGUAGUUGAGUCAACAUAAGAAAGGAGUUGUACUAGUUGAGGUAGAAGAACAAGACGCACUGAUGAUCUUGUGACGGUCGAACGAUUUUUUUUCUUUGUACAAGUACGGUGAAGCUUGAGUAAAUCGGGAUACUCGUUGCCCCUGUUGGCCCUCCAUGGACGGUUCGGAUUUCAUGGCGAUUUCUAUGUUGGCUUUUGGGAGGCCGGUCGAGACUUAACUCCGAGCUGGUGGAUUGAAGGAUUUCUCGCUCCGACGAUUCAGAAGCGCGUAGCUGACGUGCUAACUAGCGAGAAUUUGAAGCUGACCGGAGCAACGGAGGAGGAACAGAAGAAUCUCUGGCACAUGUCCGUAUUUGACAACGUCGCUUUUCCAGAGCUUUUUGAACAAAAUUUUGGAAGUGGUGGCGGCGCCGCAUGGCAGGUGAAACUCGAGGACGGGAAUCUGACCCACUUCAACCCGCGCACGGCCGAAAUGCUGUACCGGACCAACCAUCCGCGCGCGCGAUUGGCCGACGGACCUGUGAUAUCAGACACAAAUAUGUCUGGGUCUGGAGCAUUUUUGCAGAGGUUUGCGAUGCAGCUUUCGUAUGACCUAUCGAGGAAGGUCUGGACGGCUGGUCGCAGCAUCAAAAGCUUUGAUGAAGCUCCUCGAUGCCCAAUCUGCAUGAGAAAUGGAACCUCCGGAUAACUCAAAGUGGGUUGCUUCAUUUGCUACUCAUUUAGCAUCCAUCUUCGAGCAAACAUCCAGGGUGGACAUUUGCAAUGCAUAUUCGACGCUGUGGCAGCUGAUGCAUCCCGAGUCGUUUUGGCAACUGAAUCAGAACGACACUGACGGAAACCGAACCAACAAAGGCCGCGAGACCGAGAGCUCAGGCACCGCCCCCCAAAUUACACGAUAUAAUUCUUCGACGAUCCAAGAAGUGCAGGCACUGUCGGACCACGAGCCCGGCCAUGGAUUUGGUUCCCCGGACGAGUAGGGUACGUAGUCGUUAGAGCCACAGGUCAAGAAUGUUCGGGCGGAAAACGAGGAUGAAAACAGAACCGUAGUAAAUGCCUUUGUGUCCUCCUGGAGGGAGGCAUCAUAAUUCAAGUAUCUAUAACUUCUUUAUUCAUUUGUACUACUAGAGGAAGUGGAGAUGAAAGAAAGAAAGUCAAAGCCUUCGACAUCACAACAGAUGAAUUGCUCCGUCCGCCGACGUGCACCGCGAUCGCCGUGUUGCGCGUCGCGCUACUGUCGUGUCUUUGGAACUAAUCCAAGAAGUAAUGAUAUGAUAGCGCCGUAUCACGCAAAGUCGACAACUUUUCAAGUUUUCUCGGUUGGUCUUGGAGCUCUUUUUGCAGGCUUGCGAUCCUCCGGAGAAGUAGGAUGACCAGGCGAGUGUAAGUAGUACCUUAGGGGAACGUACGAUCGAAGACGAAUGCGCUGGAUCGAUC